Messenger RNA from Cygnus atratus (black swan), 830 nucleotides. It is a transcript of the gene NRIP3, whose product is annotated as nuclear receptor interacting protein 3. Gene Ontology annotation, biological process: proteolysis. The record is from RefSeq and is a predicted model, not a curated record. Bases 1 to 744 code for a protein of 247 amino acids. The transcript has 7 exons. Lineage: Eukaryota; Metazoa; Chordata; Aves; Anseriformes; Anatidae. Gene Ontology annotation, molecular function: aspartic-type endopeptidase activity.
AUGUUUUAUUCAGGUAUUCUGACAGAGCCGAGUAGAAAAGAAGUGGAGAUAAGGGAAGCUGCAUCUCUCCGCCAGCAGAGGAGGAUGAAGCAGGCGGUUCAGUUUAUUCACAAGGAUUCUGCAGAUCUCCUUCCUCUGGAUGGGCUGAAGAAACUGGGAACUUCGAAAGAUACUCAACCACACAAUAUCCUGCAGAGACGCUUAAUGGAGACAAAUUUAUCAAAACUGCGAAGCAGCCGGGGCAGCUGGUCUCUGAAGAGUGACAUCUCAGCACAGACCAAUAAGCUGAAUCAAACCAAACUGGGCAGCUCAAGGAAAGUGGAGGAUGAGGAGUUCAUAGUGGUGAGCUGCCAGUGCGCUGGGAAGGAGCUGAAGGCUGUGGUGGACACCGGCUCGCAGCACAACCUGAUGUCAUCCGCCUGCCUGGACAGGCUGGGGUUAAAGGAGCAUCUUGAAGCACUUCCCAGUGAGGAGGAGGCAAUUUCAUUACCACACAACAAGAGGGUCAUUGGCCAAAUUGACCAUCUGGUCCUGACAGUGGGAGCGGUCCGCGUGGAGUGCGCUGCGCUUGUUGUGGAAGACAAUGAGAAAUCCUUCUCCUUUGGCCUGCAGACACUGAAAUCCCUGAAGUGUGUCAUAAACAUGGAGAAGCACCAUCUUGUUCUGGGGAAGAUGGACAGGGAAGAAAUCCCAUUUGUGGACAGCAUCAGCGCUGGGAUGGGAGAGCACACUUUGGAGGCAUAAAGAGAAAUUGAAAUGCUGUCCCUACACAAGAGCUUGACAUCAAAGAAAUUCCGUGCAGCUGUUCCAGAUGAAACAGCAAUGCACUG